AUGCAUGAAGAGAUUGGUGCCGGAGCCUUUGGUAUAGUGCAUAGAGCUACUUGGAAAACUACACGUUAUAUAGUUGCUGUUAAAAAAUUGCAUCUGACCCAUUUGACUGGUAAAAUGGAGAAAGAAUUUUUCAAAGAACUUUCAUUAUUGAACAACAUUCGUUGCCCUAACAUCAUCAGUUUUUAUGGUGCGUGCACGGAAGCAGGAAAGUAUGCAAUGGUUAUGGAAUACAUGUCAUUAGGAUCAUUGUAUAAGCUAUUGCACGAAGAUAAUAUUGUAUUAACUUGGUCUGAACGGUUAGCGAUUGCAUUUCAAACAACCAGUGGCAUCAAUUACCUGCAUCAAUUGCCAGAACCUAUCUUACAUCGCGACAUAAAAUCGCUGAACUUCUUGAUAGAAAGAGCCCAUAAAGGAUAUAUUGUCAAGGUAUGUGAUUUUGGUUUGGCUCGAACACGAAAUGAAACGACACGUCAAACAAAAGCAAAUUCUUUAGUGAUCUGCACAUUGCAAUGGACUGCUCCUGAGAUACUGUGCGCCGAACGCUAUACAGAUAAGAGUGACAUUUAUAGUUUGGGAAUCGUUUAUUGGGAACUAGGCACCGGCGAAAUACCUUACGACGAUCUGCAAGAUGGUGUAAUACGUGCGUUUGUGCUCGCUGGUGAUCGUUUGAAGAUACCAAACACCAUACCAUCGAGUUUUCGCUCACUUAUCCAGCAAUGCUGGGUACAACAGCCUAAUGAUCGACCCAAUAGUUCUCAUAUAAUCGAAAUGAUCGAAGAAUGUAUCAAAAUAGAAAGAACUUCGUUGGUUCAAUCCGGCACCAAGUUUGGUGGCUCAGGUGGUGGCUUUUUUGAUGAUUCAUCAAUGGAAAGUUUUACACAUUCGCAUUAUCUGCGCGGGAUGAUUAGUCGACGUGAUAAAAUACCUUUAGAAUGGUGCCAAUUUCUGUAUUCUUCUCCUGAUAAUCCCAGAAAAAUUCUUGAAUCAAAACUGCGAGGAACUCGUCGAGCAACCGAUAUUGCCAAAUCUUUUCUUCUGGCAGAAAACGAAAAAAUCAACAAAGUUCAAGUGAUACUUAAUAGUGAAAAGCUUUAUGUGAAUGAUGUUCUACGAUCAGUCUUAUUGGUAGGAGGUAUCAGAUUCUUUACAACUAAGGGACGAACGAGCCAAUCAAUUGAUCACAUCGAAGGCCAAAUAUUUGAAGAACAAUUCGAUGGAUACACCAUAGGAUAUGUCACCGGAAGAUCAGGACUGUAUGUGGACCAGUUACAAUUUCAUUGGUAUCCCAACGUCAUGGACUAAUAAUCACUGUGUGUGAUAUCUUUCUAUAGUUUAUGAAUAGCCAUGCUUUGAUAUAUUAGCGAGUUUUUUUUCCUAAAUACAGCAAAUAAAAAAUUUCAAUCUUGUGCAGAUAAAUUCAUUUGUCAAAUAGUAAACUGAUAGAAAGGAAAUAUAGCGGCUUGUCUAUUUUGGAUUCUGAGGUUUUCUGGCAAAAUUCUAUAUAGGUAGUAAUUAGAGGCUAUUCGUGAUGCUUUUACGCCUCUCACAAGUUUGAAAUACAAUGAAUCGAUCUUUCACCUUUAGGGUUCCCAGGUACCUGAAAUUUUUCUUAUUUUCUUUUCUUUCUUGUCAUAUGUGUAUUAUCUGUUCUGCAUGGUUGUUUUCUUCCCAGAUAUAUAUUGCUUGGAUAUUUUUAUUAUUUAGUGUAAUAGAGGAAAUAAAGUUCUAUUAUGCAACGUACUUGAUAGCUAGGGUAAAAUUGUACUGACGUAUUGGACGACUCGACUGUACAGCUUCUUUUUCUGAUUUGAAUCGACAAUUUAGCCAUGGAUGAGAGCUGUUUUUGCACGACGAAAAACUUGUUAUGUCUAAAAUGUUUCUUUUAGCUACUCUGUCUAAUGUCUUGACGAAUUACUUUAGGCAAAGAAAAACAUCUGUUGUCAGAGAAAAUUUAACACCUUGUCCUAGUUUUCUGUGUACUCCUUGUUUUUUUUACUAUUGAACUGUGUCAAAGUCAUGUGCAACCAAAUUCAAUUAUGAAAAUGUGUUGCACAAAGUUAAGUGUGAGUUCAAGUGUGGAUAAGAGUGCGGUCGUGGAUGAGUGUGAUAAUUCUCUUCAUUCAUAUCUCCACGUCAUCGUUCGUUUUUCUUGUUCAAUUUUUAAGAGAGGGUCCGCGAGAGGAUCUACCAAGCCGGUACCACUCAAAAUUUAGAUUUUUGAUUUCAUAUUCUGAAACGAUAGGCCAUGGUUAGGAACUUAUAAAUCCAAAAUAUGAACUCUUUAUACCUCUCCUGUAAAAAGUUUUGAAUUAUACAAUGUGACACGUCGUUUGACCUUGGUCAAAAAACUGAAUUUUCAGGAUGUUCUCGGUAUUUUGGAUUUUUCUCUGCAAUCACUCGUCCGUCUGAGUCCGGACACGUCUCGAAAGAUGCAGAAAUGUUUUCUCUACAAAACUGGUAAACUGAAUCAUUUUUAUAAGGUACUUUAUUAAUUCGUAGUUUCAAUAUACGAGCAAAAAAUGCAAUUCGAUUUUGCAGCAAUUUUUUAAUACUUUGCAUAUUAUUAUACUUUGACUCGCUGUCCCAAAAUAAUUUUUAUAUUUUCUGUAAGCCCUUGAAAUUCUGCAUCUAUUAAUGAAAAAUUCAAAUGAUUCCAAUUCUGGUAGCGAAAGUUAGCCCGUACCAUAAAUGUUCAUAUUUGAUGGUCAUGUUCAUUCAUUUCACUCCCG
This is a messenger RNA of Rotaria sp. Silwood2, 2729 nucleotides long. NCBI's taxonomy places the organism in Eukaryota, Metazoa, Rotifera, Eurotatoria, Philodinida, Philodinidae. The record is from the annotation of a GenBank genome assembly.